ACAUCACACAUGGACGACGAGUAAAUAAAAACUUGGACAUACAGUGCCACGUCACCAUUCACCAAAGCAGUGUGGCUGCUCGUGAGCCACACGCAGACGAUAAACGAGCGCCCCCCUAUAGUACCAUCCGUGGCACUACCAUGGAUGUAUUAUAGGGCACUAUCCACACACCAUACCAAGGAAGUUUGUUGACAUCAUUGGAAAGAGAAGAUGGCGGCGACCACAGCAGUAGAGAACAAACUGACAGAUCAUGAAUUAAAUCCCGGUUAUACAACCACCAGAGAUAGCGAAUCUGUUCUGGCAGAUUCGGGGGAACUACAGGAGUAUGUAGUGGAUUUCCUGGAGAAAGAGAUUGGAAGCGACCUGAAAUCAUUGAAGGCUGUUGGCGAUCUGCUUGGAAAACUGAGAGAGGAAAACAACGUACUAGAGAAACAGGUUCUGACUGAAUCCAGUUCUGUGCCUCCUAAAGUGUCUGCAGCUCUGUCUGCUGCUGAGGAGUCUAGAUGUUCUUUGGAGGACCUGCUGCAGAGAGAGCAACUUAUCUCCAACGUGCUGCACCAGCACCUACAGGGGGCCCAGCCUUGGAUGGAUAAUCUUGGCCAGACGCUUAACCAAGUCAACACUAUAGAGAGACAUAUGAAAUACCUGCAGUGCCUUCAACACAUAGAGGAACUCAGCGCUGAAGUCCAGCAGUGUCUAAUGACCAGCAGUGUCUGGGAUGCCAUAAAGGCAGUGGAGCGCAUGGCUGUGCUAGACACCGGACUAAACCAGUCUGGAUGUUCUCACCUCCAGGACUUCCUCCGAGAAACCCUUAAUUUUUGGCACAAGAUCAUCAAAGACAGACUGGCCAGUGAUUUUGAGAAAGUGUUGUCUCAACUUCAUUGGCCGAUCAUCUCGCCUCCUACCCAGUCACUGACACCCACUGUCAAUUCUCAUGAGAUCACCAGCCAGCUGGAACUGCUUGUCAUACAGCUGCUGGCCCUGCAGACCUCUGAUGACCUCAUAUCUCAGAGGGCGUUGGCCUCCAGUCAAGGUGGACCGUCUACCCAGCCUGUUUCUUCAGUCACACCCUCAACCCAAGCUCCUCCACUCUGUCUGCCCAUCCAGAUCAUGCUGCUGCCGCUCAGCAGGAGGUUCAGAUACCACUUCUAUGGGAAUCGACAGACCAACUCCCUCAGCAAGCCAGAGUGGUACCUCACACAGGUUCUGAUGUGGAUGGGGAACAGCUCGACCUUCAUGGAGGAGAAGAUCCAACCUAUCCUGGACCGAGCUGGGGUCACCAUUAGUGCCAGGGUGGAGCUGUGUCGAGGCCUGUUGUCUCUUGUCCAGGAAAAGGUGGCCAACGAUGCUUCUAAGCUGCUGUAUGAUGAUGCACUCUUCUGUCACUUGGUGGAGGAAGUACUGCAGUUUGAAAAGGAGUUGCGAAGUAACCAGUCAUACCCAGCAAUGCUGCCUGGACUGCUUCACCUCUUGCUUGAGGACACAACCCUUCAGAAGUGGCUCACUGUGGAAAAGAAGAUGGCAGUGGAGAAGGUGGAUACCAUGCUGUCGGCUGAGGGAGCAUGGAGCUCUCAGUACAAAGAUAUCAGUGAUAUGGAUGAGUUGAAGGCUCCAGAUUGUGCCGAGACUUUCAUGACUCUGCUGCAGGUCAUCACUGAGCGCUACCGGGCCUUGCCUUGUCCUUCUGCACAACUGAAGUUUCUGGAGCUACAGAGAGAACUGGUGGAUGAUUUCCGUAUACGACUCACACAGGUGAUGAAGGAGGAGUCUCGUUGUCCACUCGGUCUCCGUUAUUGUGCCAUCCUUAAUGCUGUUAACUACAUUUCCACCAUCCUGGGAGACUGGGGAGACAAUGUGUUUUUCCUACAACUGCAGCAGGCAGCAGUUUCACUCGGUGAGGAAGUGGUACUAGGAGGCCUGGGGGUGAUGGAGGUGGGUCGUCUGGCUUCUCUGGAGGGUUCUCUAUUUGAAGGUCUGUUGGCGUUACUGGAGCGACUGAAAGGAGACAUGAUGGGAAGACUGCUGGAUGGGAUUAUGAGAGAAAUCACAGAAAAAGCCAAACCAUACCACCAAGACAGGUGGUUUUCUCUACCAUCCCAGCAGGACCAGUCCACCAUGUCCUUGUCUAGUUCAGCAUGUCCCAUGAUGCUUUGUGUCAGGGACAGAUUGUUGAACCUUCAGCAGAUCCUGAGUCUUUCCCUGUUCCAGCAGGCUUGGCAGGGCCUUGCGGAGAGACUUGACAACUUUCUCUACCAGGAUGUGAUCCUGUCUAAUCAUUUCAGUGAUGGUGGGGCAACUCAGCUUCAGUUUGACAUGACGAGAAACCUAUUUCCUCUAUUUGGUCACUACUGCAAAAGACCUGAGAAUUUCUUCAAGCAUGUUAAGGAGGCGUGUAUCAUCUUAUGUCUUAAUGUGGGCUCUGCUAUUCUUCUAAGGAAUUUCCUUAAAGAGUCAGAGGAAGAAAUGAGAGAUUGGGCAGGAGGAGGGGAUCCUCCACCAGAAUAUGCAUUGAAUGAGUUGGGGGUUUACUGCUUGGCUCCCUGCGAUGUGUUGAUUCUCCUCAACCUCAGAGCCUCCUGGCCAGGACAGUAAUAUUUCCUCCAGGUAAUAUUUGUAGGUGUGGAGAGUGCACUGGAUUUAGAUCAAACAGUGCUUGACAAUUUUUUUCUUCUUAAGUUUUGUCAUUAGCAUCAAUCUUUCAUUUUAAGUUGAUAAUAUUGAAUUAACAUUAUAUAAAUUUUGAGUUACAAAAUUUUUGGGACCUACGUAUUGUCACCUCAGUUGAUUAAUGUAUACCAUAUAUUGUCUUGUGGAUUGUGUAAUAAAUCUAGCUGCAAUUUUUCCACCUUCAGGAGUUUUAUUUGUUUGUAUGUUUUGUGUGUCUUAGCGUCUCUUUGUAUGAUAAUCUAAAGAUUAAAGGUUCCCUGAAAAUGUA
Molecule: messenger RNA, 2935 nt
Organism: Thunnus maccoyii (southern bluefin tuna)
Lineage: Eukaryota; Metazoa; Chordata; Actinopteri; Scombriformes; Scombridae
Gene: rint1
Product: RAD50 interactor 1
Exons: 15
Coding region: 211-2592 (793 amino acids)
Biological process (GO): retrograde vesicle-mediated transport, Golgi to endoplasmic reticulum; endoplasmic reticulum to Golgi vesicle-mediated transport; regulation of ER to Golgi vesicle-mediated transport
Cellular component (GO): Dsl1/NZR complex
Source: RefSeq, a predicted model, not a curated record